GCUGAAGUUUUCAUACGGCCUCUAAAUCUUUUCGCAAUUAAACCAGUUAUCGAGGUGUCCAGAAGCAAUUUUAACUUUCCCACGGAGCCGAGACGUCACAGCCGUAACAGCCGCUCAGAAUGUACUCCUGCGCCCUUUCGGUCUUGAUGGGCUCCGGCCUUUGAAAAACUUGCGCCGUUCACCGUCCACAAGCGGGCCCUGUCCAUUCAAACGAAUUUACCCCCACGUCAUGUGUGCUUUGUAUGAGCUCGAGCCUCUUAAAAUCUCCCCGUUUUCCUUUAAGGGGCUGAGGUACCAGGAAACAGGAGAGUUUUCAGCCGUGGUCUCUCAGCGGCUGCCACGCCUCUGUACGUCAGGUGUACAAAGAUGGCGACCCCAGGGCGCCGAGUCGGUGGUGGCGGCGCGGACGUAUUACCUCAUAAGGAAAAGCCGGAAACCCCCAAUCCGUUCACCAUAGAAACGCGGUAGAAACGCGGCUGACCCUUGUCGGUUGGUCUCGGGAGCGAGGGCUGGGCGAGGAGACCAGAAGUAAAAGAAGUUUGGGGGGAUAAAGUUAGGCCCUGAAGAGGUCGCUGCAGGUUCAGGAGAGAACCAGGUGGGUGCUAACAAGAGACAAGAUAUGAAUGAAGAAAGAGGAGUUUCCAGGACCUAAAUAUUGUUAUUUCUGGGAAUACUUUGGCGACUGGUAUAUCUAACUAGAAAUUUUGGUAUAUCCAGAAGAGACAAAGACAGAGCCUCUGCGUUGCCAGCUAUUUUCAGAGAACAGAAGAAAAUGAUCCAGGCCCAGGAAACCCUGUCAUUCAAGGAUGUGGCCGUGGACUUCACGUGGGAGGAGUGGCAGUUCCUGGCCCCUCCUCAGAAGGACCUGUACCGGGACGUGAUGCUGGAGAACUAUAGCAACCUGCUGUCCGUGGGGUAUCGAGUCAGCAAACCAGAUGCACUGUCCAAGUUGGAACGAGGGGAAGAACCGUGGACAAUAGAAGAUGAAAUCCACAGUCAAACCUGUCCAGAAACUGGCAACAUUGGUAAUCAUCUGCAGGGUGAAUGGGAAAAUCAAAGAAUGCUGAGAGGUAUAGAACAAUACCAGGAACAUAAUGCAUUUGGAAAUCCUGUUCCUCAAAGCAAAAGUCAUUUCUCUUUCAGGCAAAAUCAUGAUAUGUUUGAGUUCUAUAUGAAAACUUUGAAAUCACAUUUAAGUUUAGUCAGCCAGGGCCAAAGCUAUGAAAUUAAGAACUCUACUAAAUGUAAUGGAGAUGGGAAAUCAUUUCUGCAAUGUAAGCAUGAAGAAUUUCAUUCUCCAGUUCAAUGCCCUGUAAGUGCAAAAUCCAUCAGUAGUAAGUCCCAAGUCAUUAAGCACCAAGGAACUCACAAUGCAGAGAAAGCCCACAUAUGCAGUGAAUGUGGGAAAGCCUUUGUUAAGAAGUCUCAGCUCACUGACCAUCAGAGAGUUCAUACAGGAGAGAAACCUUAUGGAUGCAGUAUGUGUGCAAAAGUAUUCUCCCGAAAGUCCAGGCUCAAUGAACAUCAGAGAAUUCACAAGAGAGAAAAAUCCUUUAUAUGCAGUGAUUGUGGAAAAGUCUUCACCAUGAAGAGCCGUCUGAUUGAACACCAGCGAACUCACACUGGAGAGAAACCUUACAUAUGCAGUGACUGUGGAAAAGGCUUCCCAGGGAAGCGUAAUCUCAUUGUACAUCAGCGAAAUCAUACUGGAGAGAAAUGCUACGUAUGUAGUGAAUGUGGAAAAGGCUUCACUGGGAAGAGCAUGCUUACUAUACACCAGCGAACUCAUACAGGAGAGAAACCCUACAUCUGCAGUGAAUGUGGGAAAGGCUUUACCACAAAGCACUAUGUCAUCAUACACCAACGAAACCAUACAGGAGAGAAACCCUACAUAUGCAAUGAAUGUGGGAAAGGUUUCACCAUGAAGAGUCGUCUGAUUGAACAUCAGCGAACUCAUACAGGAGAGAAGCCAUAUGUGUGCAAUGAAUGUGGAAAAGGCUUUCCCAGGAAGAAUAAUCUGAUUGUACAUCAGAGAAAUCACACAGUAGAGAAAUCCUACGUAUGUGGUGAAUGUGGAAAAGGCUUCACCGUGAAGAGCAUGCUCAUCAUACAUCAACGAACUCACACUGGAGAGAAACCCUACAUCUGCAGGGAAUGUGGGAAAGGCUUCCCGUUGAAGAGUCGGCUUGUUGUGCAUCAGCGAACGCAUACAGGUGAGAAACCUUAUAGAUGCAGCGAAUGUGGGAAAGGCUUCAUCGUGAAUAGCGGACUGAUGUUACAUCAGCGAACUCACACUGGAGAGAAGCCCUAUAUAUGCAAUAAAUGUGGUAAAGGGUUUGCCUUUAAGAGCAAUCUUGUGGUACAUCAGCGAACUCAUACUGGAGAGAAACCCUUUACAUGCAAUGAGUGUGGAAAAGGCUUCACGAUGAAACGCUAUCUCAUCGUACACCAGCAAAUUCAUAUUGGAGAGAAGUCUUAUGUAUGCAGUGAAUGUGGAAAAGGUUUUGUCAUGGAAACAGAGCUCAUUUUACAUCAGCAAAUUCAUACUGGAGAGAAACCUUAUGCCUGCAACGAAUGUGGCAGAGGCUUCACUGUGAAAAGCCGUUUAGUCGUUCAUCAGCGAACUCAUACAGGAGAGAAACCUUUUGUAUGCAGUGAAUGUGGAAAAGGCUUCUCCUCAAAGAGGAAUCUCAUUGUACAUCUGAGAACUCAUAAUGGAAACAAACCUUAACGAAGCAAUGAAUAUAGUCACACCUACAGGAAGAAAAUAUGCCUUGUCCAACAUCAGAGGGUUUCACACAGGAUAAACUACCUUUAUAUGUACUGACUGUGGAAAAUCCUAUUCAUAAUUGGUAUUGGUUUCAUUACCCACCAGAAAAUUUACACAGGAGACAAACUGUAUGUAUGCAAUUAAUAUGAGAAAGCCUUCAACACAAAUUCAGCACCCAUUGUACAAAAGACAGAGACUCUGUGGAUUCAGCAAUUGGGGGUAACCUUUCUCUCAUUUGUCAAGCCUUGUUAAUACACACGAGAAAUCUAUAGGUCAAGAUACAUAAUCCUUUGCAGUGACUCUGAACUCACUAUAUACAAGUGAACUUGUUCAGGGUACAAACCAUGAUAGUUCAGUGAACUCAUUAAACAUCAGUGUGCUCUACUUGACUAUCGUCAGUGUAGAUUAGCCUGUUGCUAGAUUUCACCCUUGGGAAACUAUGGAAUUUGCAUAGGAGUGAAAUUUAAUGAAUGAAGAGAAUGUGCUAGUGCCUUCAGUGUUAAGUUACCUCACACUAUAUGUCUAAAUUAACAUGUAGGAAAAAGCUCUGAUACAUACAAUGCAGAAGAGGCUUCAGGAAACAUUUCUAGAUUUCUGUAAACCCCACCACAAUUGGGAUGCAGCAUUGUGCCAACA
Molecule: messenger RNA, 3406 nt
Organism: Kogia breviceps (pygmy sperm whale)
Lineage: Eukaryota; Metazoa; Chordata; Mammalia; Artiodactyla; Physeteridae
Source: RefSeq, a predicted model, not a curated record